This is a messenger RNA of Lynx canadensis (Canada lynx), 1517 nucleotides long. RefSeq names its product histone H4. Gene Ontology annotation, molecular function: DNA binding; protein heterodimerization activity; structural constituent of chromatin. Gene Ontology annotation, cellular component: nucleosome. Gene Ontology annotation, biological process: nucleosome assembly. Lineage: Eukaryota; Metazoa; Chordata; Mammalia; Carnivora; Felidae. Bases 550 to 861 code for a protein of 103 amino acids. The record is from RefSeq and is a predicted model, not a curated record. The transcript has a single exon.
ACAGUGGCAGCCAGAAACUGUCCCUAAGGAACCAUACGGUCCGAUCAUAUAUAAACUGGAGACUCCCGGCAGGCAGCACAGGGUUCUCGACACUUGCAUGCAGCGAGGCUCGGUGAGGGACGCAGACAUCCAUCGAUCGAGAAGACCAGAAGACACUUGGCAAUAAAGACAUGCUUAGCGUCAAAGCUGACCUCAAGCGUCUCGGGGACGACGGCGAGGAUUCGGUGAGCAUUUCCGGGUUGGUCUGGGAGACGUGAGGGGCAAGCGUGAGGCUUCUGUGUGGAAGGUGUAGGAAGCCGGAGUGCCGGCUGCAAAGCUGCGCGGAGCCGGGAGGGUUCCCGGAAGCCCCUCCGGGCCCGACUCGGGCUCAGGGGCCCCGCCCGGUCGGCGCCGCUCGCAGCGAAGGAGACACGAGCGAUGGGCGGGCCCAGAGUGUGGUUACCGCCCCUGCUCUCGGGGUUUUCAAACAGGUCCGGCACUUUGCUAUAAAAGGGCUGCUUGGCGCCGACCGGAGUGGUGCUUCCGUAGCGUUUUGGUGGUGUGGUGACGAUGUCUGGUCGCGGCAAAGGCGGGAAGGGUCUGGGCAAGGGGGGCGCCAAGCGCCACCGCAAGGUGCUGCGCGACAACAUCCAGGGCAUCACGAAGCCCGCCAUCCGGCGGCUGGCCCGGCGCGGCGGCGUCAAGCGCAUCUCCGGCCUCAUCUACGAGGAGACCCGCGGGGUGCUCAAGGUGUUCCUGGAGAACGUGAUCCGGGACGCCGUCACCUACACGGAGCACGCUAAGCGCAAGACGGUCACGGCCAUGGACGUGGUGUACGCGCUCAAGCGCCAGGGCCGCACUCUCUACGGCUUCGGGGGCUAAAUGUCACCGUUCAACCUACCGAAAGCAUGCGAUUCUCACCCAAAGGCCCUUUUCAGGGCCACCUACCGCGUUCUCCAAAAGCGCUGUCCACCUCGUGUUCCCCAGUCGCUGUUGAGCCAGGUUAAGCAGUCGCUGUUUUGCGGUUUUGAAGUGAAACUGAUUUGACAACUAACACUCUGCCUUUCUGGUGCUUUCUGAGAAUGAAAGCAUAUCCAGAACAGCAGCCUGUGCUAAGUUGUGGAUUUGAAUAUAUGUCCCUGUCGUGUUUCAGAGGGAUUCCCCGUCCUGCGUGGCUGGCUUCUUUCUGAGCCCACCAGAACCUUCUAUUGUACUCCCGGUUAGUGUUCUACAGAUUUGUUUCUGAACGUAAGUCCACUUAAAUUUGCGUUAACAGAUGGUUGAAUUCCUGCUAGUGAGGUCAUGUGCUUUUCGACCCCAAACCUUCGUGGUUCAGAUCCCACCUUUGCGUCAGGAAAUGCGUGCUCGACUAGCAGCUCGCGGAUGGGUGACACAUUGUUCUCGGUCUGUAAACCUUGAGUCUCAGACUGUCAACAUUGCCACCGUGUGUUAACAAUGGGUCUGAUUUUGUGGAGAUUCUUGCGGGACCGUUGUGCUGUGUCAACUGGUCUAUUUCCAAUAAAAUGUGUUCCCUGGAA